UUCAGCUCCGGGGGGACUCCCCCAUUCCCGAACCACCAUUGACCACCCCCUUUGGGUGGUGGAACCAACAACCCAACAACCCUCGCUCCCAAAAACAAAAACAAAAAGAAGGAAAAAGCAGGAAAACCCACCAGAACCCAAAGCCAAAGGUCCGAUCCGCACUUUGUGUGCCACCCUUUCUUGCUUUUCAUUCAUAAAUGGAUUUAAAGUGGAUGCAAUCUGGGCCUGAAAGUGGGUGGUUGGGUGCUUCCAGGGGGUGGUUCUGGGGAGGAGGGAGCGGAUUAUUAACAUGAGUAUGCACUUGGAGCCUUCAUUAUGAAAUUAAAUGUAUACACCACCCCUGUAAAAACAUAUGUACUUAUAUGUUUUCAUACCGAGAAAUACGUGUUGGUUUUCGUAGAGAUUUUCAUGGUUUUCCCUUACAGGCUUCAGCAGAAAAUAUUCCACGAAAAUGAACAGAUCGAUGUCGUUGGUUGAACUAAUCCACUAGAAAUUGUAACCAAUGAUGGAAAUUACUAUAAAUUGUUGAACGGAAAAGCUUAAACUUAAUUUACUUACUUCCUUGCAAUAUUUCUUGCCCACCCAACCAAAAAUCCAGUUCUUACGAUUAAAAACAAAUUCAAUCAGGCUGAUUGGCAAAGCAACCCUGAAAACACCCCUGCGACCAUCCCAUCGGAAUCGAAUACUUUUCGGAUUACUACCGUCGGUCAGCAUAAUCCUUGGAGAGCCCAUGAAAACCAUCCAUCAAGUUGUCAAAUCGGGCAGAAGAUGAAUGGAAGCCAGUUAAGGGGAUUACUUUGGAGAAUCGUAACUGAUAUGAUAAGUGUGCCCGGAUAGUGAGGGGCUUAUCGACUGGCGGUAAUCUGGCAACCCUGGUUCGGGCAACCCCAAUGGUGUGCGACCAUACUAAAUGCCUGUCAAAAAGCUGAUCUGUCAAGAUAUUGAAAGCCAAUUUUUUUCUCGUGACUUUGAAUUCGUUUUCGCUGAAAGCCUUAAGUGGUUUUAGGCAGCAGCAAGCAGCGCGAGACGAGCAAGGAACAGUUUUCAGAAAGAUUCAGCCAGCAGAAGCGGUGCACGUGAGCGAUAUGGCCGAUAUGCACGACCUUGACAAGGGGGAAUGCGACGCACCAAUGGACGGGGAGAUUCCAACCAGGACCAUAGGCACGGGGUCCGAGAAGCCCGGACCUGACGGCGAAGGCGGGAAGCCGGAGGUCGAGGCGGAACCGUCUUCCAACGCCAAUGGGGAGCAGGACCCUAAGGGCGGAGAAUCCGCCAAGAAAGCCGACUCAGAUCAGCAGGCCGGUGCUGCGCCUGAGGUGCGCGAGAUGCUGCUCGAUGAGGAGCAGUUGUCCCCCAAACAGGGCCUGGAAGAACCACCUCUCCCAGGAGAUCUUCACCAAUCCGGGGAUCAGAAUAAGACGCGUGAGUUGGGCGGACUCUCGGACCCGGAGGAGGAAGCUCCUCCUUGCCCAUCCGCGGAGAACCCAAAGCAGUCUGAAGGGAAAUCCUUGCCAAAGCGCGAUUCUCAUGAUCCGGUAAAUUGCGCAAUCGCUCCACGAGCCAAGCGACCAAAACUGGUGGACCAAAAAGACGAAGACUCCACCCCAAACCAGGCCACCCCGUCCUCCGAGAACGAGGCUCCCGCUCAGCGCAUUGACCGCUCCCAAAACUAAACUAUACCAUCUCAAUACUGAAGUUACCUCACACAAACAGUACACCGAAACAACUUUAAAUUUAAUUUCACUGAAAUAGUUUGUACCUAAACUCAAUCGACACUCCCAAUGAUUAAACUUGUUGAUGGAUUGAAGCGCUUUUGGCAUGCAGAAAUCUUCACUUUUAGAGAAUCUAGAAUAUGCUUGCCCCUUACCAACUUCAUUUCGAAAGUGAGCGCUUUCCGAGUGCAUCAAAACAAAGAUGUUGUUGAGUACUAAAUAACAAUUAGUUGCUACGCUUGUUCUAAACUGUAGUGCUUUUCCCCGCCACACCGCGAUUCGUUCGUUUUUAUGGCCGGCAAAGCGUCAAGUCAUGCUUCAAGCCAUUAGGUGGAAAUCUGUAAUCUCAAGUUUAGCGAGCUCCUCCCCAAACCCUCAGCCCCCACCACAGCCUCGGCUCAGGGCCUAAAACUUCUCACAAA
Molecule: messenger RNA, 2134 nt
Organism: Drosophila biarmipes
Lineage: Eukaryota; Metazoa; Arthropoda; Insecta; Diptera; Drosophilidae
Exons: 2
Coding region: 1086-1673 (195 amino acids)
Source: RefSeq, a predicted model, not a curated record